AUGUCGAACUCUCUUCUUGCACACAAUGGAUAUCCCAGGAUAGCUUACGCUGCCUGUUCAGGAUCGCCGCUCUUUAAUCUGCUCAUCGGCGCCGGCACGUCUUACACCAUAAAAAUCGCUCGCACUGGGGACCACAAUGCUGCGGUAAGCCAAACCUUCUUUUCUGGCCAUAAACCUUUCUAGGCCCCCUGAGUAAAAGCGAUCGAAAUCGAGCUUUCCGUUGUCUUCUGACAUACCUGGUCUAUAGGCAUUUAUCAGUCCCGUCAGAAUGUUAGCCGGUAUGUUUGCAGUCGGGGUUCGAAGUCCGCUCAAGCGAGGGUUACGAAUUUAGCCAGAAACAGCUUGCCGAUAUCAACAUUUCCCCAGUCUUGUGUGUAGUUGCCACGCUCCGCUGGAGAAGCUUUCAUGCAGCAAGUCGAGCAGUUUUAGUUUGCUGGUAAAUCCAAUCGGGUUAAAAAUGGAACUCCACUAGACGCCCACAUUACGGAGAAUUGGCUUUCGCUUACCCGGUUUCCUUUCAAGUUCAGGCCCAUGUUGCCUUGCCUGAACAACAGUUUUGUGAAAGGGUUUAAUAGCAAACGCAACCAGCGUUGCCCUUAAGCAAGAUAUUGGCUUGUACACGGGAAUAAGAACCCUCCGUACUACAGGUGGUUCUGCGCCAAAUUCCAGGAGGAGUACCUAUUUCCGUGUCUAUGCGUAACUCCAACCUUGACCCUAACCCUCUUGACCCAGUACAUUAACCCCUAUAACCCUAAUCCUAAGCCCCUCCCCCCGGGACUUUAGCGCGCGGCCACCUGUCAUUAGGGGGCCCAUAUUCCCGUGUCCUACCAGAACUCGCAGCAUGUUUCUGUGUCUCCUGACAAGGUUGCCGUUCAUCGCUUGCGACGCAGUGCACGUGUGUACACUAACCAUGGCCUACUGCUUAUUGGGUGACCAACCGCGCGUCCAAUCUGUUCGGAGGGUAUGACGCCCAUCGCGCCUGGUCUCAGGAGCACGAGCUACACUAAAGUUUGACUGGUGGAUCUGCCAAUGUCACGAGAACGAUCGGUGAGCGCCCCCUACCAUUGUAUAUUCCCGAUCGAAAUCGACAAGGCAACGAACUUGUGGCCCAGUGGUUAGAGGCAUGGACUUCUAACUAGCAGGUCGCAAGUUCGAGUCUCGGGUGUUCCACACUUCGGGGUUGGGUAUGACUGGCUGACGAUGGCAAAAAAACCAGAAAUGGCCAUUCCAGUCUCGCUUGUCUUCGUCAGUAAUACGCCUUCUGCCUAUAUCAUGCGCCACUGUGCGGCCGCUGUUUGGGCUCGAGAGAAAGUCCGUAUGGCACAACGGAACGAGUGAGUUCCGUAAAAACGAUCGGUGAGCGCCCCCUACCAUUAUAAUCGUAGUCCCCUGUUCAUUAAUACUCGUCGCGAAAUUCACAACAGUGUCCACGUCAGUUGCGAAUUUUCUUAACCGUCUGUGGUGUCUUCGGGACAUGAUAGUUCCACCGUCGUGACCGACGAUGUCCUCCCUAUGCUGUACAUCAGGGUGACAGCAGGGACGAUGACUUGCGCACGGCUUCUUUUAUUGUGAUGGUAGACUUGUGCCGCAUCUACCGCAUCCUCUUCCCCUCCCCCACCUGGAACCGGUGUCAAGAGUCAGGAAGACCGUAGGCGGGCCAGGGCGGAGGCGGUCUGCAUGGCAAGAACGCGCACCUAGGCCGGUGGAUCUGCCAAUUCCGCAGCCCGGCGCCGCUGGUCGCAAAUUCCGUCAGGAGAGGUGGUUGGGCAGACAAAGAAAGGCGGAUGUUUGGAGAGAGGAAACUAGAGGAUAUCUGGUAGUCGGCUGCGCUUGCUGAAGCCUGGUACCAAAAGUGGACGGUACGUGGCCGGUAGCAGGUGCUGUUCGGGGCAUGUCCAUUCGAUUAGUGGUUAGUCUCUACGAUCAUAGAUACAUUUGAAGUAAGAUCGUGUUUACGUCCCAUAAGGAUGCGUAAGUAGAGUCCAGUCUUCAUCGCACCUCUGUGGUUAGAUAAAGAUCUGCCAGUAUGCGGCUACAAGUCCACAGUUAUGGAACGGAUGAAAAACACGGCAUCAUACCUUCCAGAACGCCAGUGUUAACCCGCCUCCGACAGAAAUGCCAGACGAUCUGCAUGGAGCAGUAUGCGCUGAAGUCACUAAAUCGCACGCCUUUUCAUACCAUUCGAAUGUAAGUAUAUCCUAUCUUGAAUAACAUGCCGAACAAGACUCAUAAUGUAGCAGUUAUUUGUAAAGUUCUAAAAGACCAUUGCGAACAUCAUGUCGAACGCGGAAUCGUAUUUUCAUCCUCCUGAUCUGUCAAAAGCAAACAACCAUUCAUUGCCCAAUAGUGUGCCGACAUCGUUCUCCCAAACGUCGGUAAAACGAGCACACAGUUCCCGAUGUCUCUCUUACUUCUGAGUCAUACCCAAAAACUUGUGUCGGCACUUCCGGGGUUCUCUUAAGUUAUUUUCGUUUCCAACGCUGAAUGCAGUUAGUGCAGUCAUUUUGUGGUGCUACUUCGAUCUGGCCGACGACACUCAAGCGCUCUCAUGCGAUAAUAACCUCCAUGUAUUUCGAUUAAGGCGAUCACAUAAGCGUCUGAUCCAAAAAUAAUAAAACUAUUAGUAGUUCAGAAGAAGAAGAAGAAGAAGAGGAGGAGGAGGAAAAAAGAAAAUGAAGAGGAAUAACGUGCGAUCGCUGGGACAACCAUUUUAUUGGCCCGAUAUUUCGGAUAUUCACUCGAACCCAUCAUCAGAGACAAGUGCAAAAAAGGGUAAUAGGGGCACAAAGUGUGUAGUAUUUAUAGGGCGCGACUACCAAGUCACCACACGCCUACUAUAUUUGGCGACACUCCUGUUCAUCGUUGGUCAUCAUAGUUGAUGCGAUUAUCGCUUGUCGUCCCGUAUCCGAGUGGUUAAUCGCCGUGAUUUCAUUACCGUUGUCGAUUCUUGGCACGACGAUUACCUGGCGUUCGGAGCAGUCUUCCGGUUUCUCCGACAUAGUUGCUUUAUCCACAACUGCACCAGAUCCGGUAAACGACUCCAGACGUUUUCUACUGUGACAGUGGGUCUUUCGGUCUCAAGACCUCGCGCCUGAUGGCUGCCUCCGGUCUGUCUACGACUUGGACUCCGAGUGGUGUGAGGAGGUGGCCAGAGCUUCCGGCAGAUUCCAACGUACGAGAGCCCUCACCAAAAUUUGGGGCCGGUUGAAUUUUGUCCCUCGUCCCGUUUAUGCACGCAGUGGCUGACGAAGUUGCGCGGGUACCCAUUUGUUCUAAGCACCCGUUGAGUGUAUUGUAGCUCAACAACCUUGUCUUCCGGUCUCGACACACCGGUAUGGCGCCCUUACGUAACUGCGUUUAUGACUGUAUUUCCGGAAGACGGCGUUGAUAUGUCCCUUGAUUUACAACAUCUGGUCCCGUUCGAUGACGAGAAAAGUAUCGUGCACAUACCGACAUGGCUCAAUUGUCAGCUGCGUGCUAGCAUAGUAACUGGCUCCAUUGGUCACAGCAUGAAACUACUUGUCUGUGGGAAAUUAGCACUUGAAGUGAUCGGCAUCAGGGCUGGCCAAAACCUACUUGAGCUCCGAGGCUCUGGUGCUAACUUACACAUCGAUCCCCCCCCCUUCCCACCUAGCGCGCAUUGCCCUCACCACCAGACGCUGUGACCCCGUUUCUAACCAAUGGCCCGUAUGGUGACACAGACCACUCAGCUCUCAGCCUCGUGCCCCUGAGGUGCCAGACACUCACACGAUCCAAAAGCAUGCACCCGCACUGGCGCUUCCGCCGCUUGACCUGAAAUGCCACAGAAAGUCCUGUUUUGGUGUGCUUUAAAUGUUUGCAACAACCUUUCAAGUAAAAACUGUCUCCUCACUCAGCCACGCUGUGCGACGCAUUACCUCCAAGCAAAAUCUCUUAUCAACAGCCCUGGGGUAUUGUUAGGUUUGAUUUGAUGUAAUCGCCCUGCGGCUUUUUUGCCCCUUACAGACUUCUCGUCUUCUUCUGAAUGCGAACCCAAUCGUCGCAACUUUGACGUCUUUUAGAGAGUAAUUGCAUUCGCAUAACUGGUGAGAAACGGACCCACCUGACUGUACAGUCUAGGCAUAAUGCGCCCCAGCCAGAACAGUCCGCACCUCACACGAGGCAUUGGGGCAGGACUUCGGUCGGAAACGAAUGUGCGUAUCCAUCUCCCCCCCGCCGUGAACUUUGAUGCAAGGCCAUCUGUCGUGCGAGAAUGGCGGAUAGAGGGAUUGUACGGGUCGCACAGUGCAGGGAAGAGGGGACGCCGAGUUUUAAAGUUUUUAAGGAGGAAAAAUCGUAUUUACGCCGAAAGAACUCGCUUACUAAAACGUUUAGGCAGUUGACAGCGUGCACGGUCUCACGGAAGGAAAUGCCCACAGCUCGUUGAUUAAGAAACGCCGGGUAAUUAAUCUCGAAGGAUAAUGAUCAGUAGGCUAUCGAGAAAUCUGUUAAGGUCAUGCAUCUAAAUUUGGAUACCAUUAUGACUGUGUAUGAGUUUGGUAACAGGGUGCAGGGGAGUUCACACAUUCAUUCCAUACCAGGCCAGCUUCCUCAUUGUCGCCCCUUCCUCUGGGAGGCACACCUUCCCUCACCGGGACAAGAGGGUCAUUAACCUUCUAAUGGGGAGGGGGGAGGGGGUCAGAAUGAGUUCAUCUAACUCGUUUAUCCACUACAUUUAGUGGCAAAAAUAUAUACUGUUCAGUCCCUAUAGCGGACUGAAGAGAGAGAGGUCUAGAAGGAGGGACAGGUGGCUUUGUUGCCAAAGUAUUCAUAAUAUUUUCGGUAAGCACCCCAUAUAUAGUCACGAAAAAGACAAACGAAAAUUAAUGGGGCGAACUAAAACGAAAUAUAAAAAGAAUUUUACUACUUUCGGGGUAACAUGCAAGACCUCUGCUUCUCUACUUCUGCCUCCUGACACUUCGAAAUUCGAGCCACACCUAUUGCCAAUCUAGACAUGAAAGCUCCCCCCCCCGUUGAGCGGAGCAUCCGUGCGACCAUAAAGUCAGGGUAGUAGAAGUUGGGCAGUAACCUUGGGAAAUUCAAUCGCAAAGUGCCUGAUCAUCGCAGAUUGCCGUCGUAAGAUGAUAUCAAAUAAAAAAGAAAGAGGAAUCACCAGUUGCAACACGAAGCAUACGAAAGAUGCAUCCUCCUUAAUAGGACUAGAAGAAAUACAAAAGUUCAGCAAAGAGUGGGUCGAUGCCUCUUUACUCAAUAACAUUAUUCUUCUCUUCCCCUCUUCCACUCCAACGCAGCUCUCCUUCACCCUCACCCACGCUCUGCUCUUUACAUUCCUCCUGGUUGUGUUGACAACUAAUCUAAUCGUCGCAACAGCCUGCAACUUCGAGAUGCGCAAAGCCUACGGCGUUGUGCUUAUCCUCGCUUAUGCAGUCUUCCUCACACUGGCUAUCCUCAUUGAGGCGGACGUCAUCGUCUCGCCCAGGCAGUGGCACCUACUCACGGGGACGGAGUAG
Molecule: messenger RNA, 5489 nt
Organism: Spirometra erinaceieuropaei
Lineage: Eukaryota; Metazoa; Platyhelminthes; Cestoda; Diphyllobothriidea; Diphyllobothriidae
Source: the annotation of a GenBank genome assembly